Molecule: messenger RNA, 1029 nt
Organism: Colletotrichum fioriniae
Lineage: Eukaryota; Fungi; Ascomycota; Sordariomycetes; Glomerellales; Glomerellaceae
Source: RefSeq, a predicted model, not a curated record
AUGAGGCAUAGUCUACUCUUCGCCGUGGCAACUCUAACAUCAAUCGCUCAGGUGCGUUCAUUCAACAUACCGAGAGACAACUCCGUCGAGGGUGGUGACGAUUUUGGGUUGACGAGAAAGCAGGGCGCGGCUGUCGAUAAGAGACAAAACAUCAACAUCGAUGGAAGUGGAAACGUCAACGUAGAGGGCGCCAACGCGGGCGCGGUUGAAGUGAAGACUGUGAACCUUGGAAAUGCUGGAUCGCUGAACAAGGGAGCAAACGGGGGAGGAUCGGGACAGGGCAACCUCAUCGCCGGCAUCUUGGACGCUCUCAACGGCGGUAGCCGAAACAACCAGGGCAACCGCAACAAGCCGAAUAACGCUUGCCCUCCAGCUCCUCCAGCUCCGCCGCCAGUCACUGUCACGAAGACGAUUUACCAGAAUGCCUCAGUGCCUGCGCCGUUGACGGUUUUUGUUACGCAGGCUCCUCCGCCUCCGCAGAUCAUCACGCAACUGGUCACGCAGACGCCGCCCGCUGCUGCUCCGCCUCCGCCUCCGGCAGCUCCCCCGGCAGCUCCUCCUGCUGCCCAACCUGCGGCUCCCGCUCCUGCAGCUCCCGCAGCCCCCGCGGCACCGCCAGCCGCUCCUGCGGCGUCGAAAGCGCCUCUGGUCAUUCCGGGACCUCCUCCGACGGAUCCUUUCGCGGGCUUGAAAUCAAACCCGCCCCCUGCGGCGGCUCCUGCGGCCACCCCGCCUCCCGCAGCAGCUCAACCUGCUCCAGCUCCCGCUGCCCCUCAACCCCCGGCUGCCCCCCUUGUGGGCAACGCGCCCGCUGUCAGCAAACCGUCCGCCUCCGUCAACCUGGGCGGCCUCAACGGCAACGGUGCUGCCAACCCGCCCGCUGCAGCAACACCCGUCGCCCCGAUCGCCGCGAACCCCGCUCAACCCCAGGUCGCCGUCAGCGGUCUUGCAUUGACAAAGUCUCUUCAGCUUGGCAAUCUCUUGCAGGCGACUGCCCAGCUCCAGGCUCGCGCGACGGCCCCAGCUUAG